Molecule: messenger RNA, 2535 nt
Organism: Coregonus clupeaformis (lake whitefish)
Lineage: Eukaryota; Metazoa; Chordata; Actinopteri; Salmoniformes; Salmonidae
Product: sphingosine 1-phosphate receptor 4
Exons: 2
Coding region: 261-1460 (399 amino acids)
Biological process (GO): G protein-coupled receptor signaling pathway
Cellular component (GO): membrane
Molecular function (GO): sphingosine-1-phosphate receptor activity
Source: RefSeq, a predicted model, not a curated record
GUGCAGAUGUGUUCUAUCAGCCCACACAGGGGAUGGCCCUCCACACAGCAUCACUACCAACGGUAUCUCUACACUGUGGGUUGUGAGACAGCAGAGCUCCAGUGGAGAGAGUGUGUUAGCCUGAGUCUGAGCCCUGAGCCUACUGCAGGAGUUCUACACCCACCCAAGUCCUGCCUUGUCCAGCCCAACCCAGCCAUUUUCUGACCUGCCUAGCCCAGCCGAACCCAGCACAGCCCAAUCAAGCUCUUCACAACCCAGCCAUGGAUGCCCUGUCCUCCCUCAGCUCCUCAACCUCCUGCCCCUACCUGUACCUCUGGAUCACCAACAACAGCAGUAGAAGCAGUAUUAGCAGCAAUGUGAUCCUGGAGCACUACAACCACACAGGGCGUCUGCAGCACCGCGGGCCCCGCCAAGGUGGCCUGAGCUUGGGCGCGUCCCUCUCCCUCUUCAUCAGCAUCCUCAUCAUCCUGGAGAACCUGCUGGUCCUGGUGGCCGUGCUCUCUAGGAUCCGCCAGAGCCACCGUUGGGUCUACGUGUGCAUUGCCAACAUCACCCUGAGCGACCUGCUGGCCGGGGCGGCCUACGUGGUCAACAUCUGCAUGUCUGGCAGCCAGACGUUCAGACUGAGCCCAGCUCUGUGGCUGUUCAGGGAAGGGGUGAUGUUCGUGGCCCUGGCUGCCUCUAUCUUCAGCCUGCUGCUGAUAGCUGUGGAGCGCUACACCACUAUGAUGAAGCCGCUGCACCAGAAGUCAGCCAAGAAGACGUGUCGUAUCUAUGGCCUGGUGGCGCUGUGCUGGAUCCUGGCCUUCGCCAUCGGCUUCCUCCCCCUGCUGGGCUGGAACUGCGUGUGCAACCUGGAGAGCUGCUCCACCUUGUUGCCACUCUACUCCAAGCAAUACAUCCUCUUCUCCCUGUUCAUCUUCUCCCUCAUCCUGCUGGCCAUCGGCGUGCUCUAUGGCGCCAUCUACUGCCACGUGCGCAGCAGUGCCGAGGUGGGAUCCCAGCGCAGCCGCAAGCGAUCCCUGGGGCUCCUGAAGACGGUCAUCUCCAUCGUGGGUGUGUUCAUCAUGUGCUGGGGCCCUCUGUUCGCCCUGCUGCUGCUGGACUUUUUCUGUGUGUCGCGGCAGUGCGCGCCGCUAUUCAGUGCCGACUGGGUCAUCGCUCUGGCCGUGCUCAACUCUGCUCUGAACCCGGUCAUCUACGCCCUGGGCAGCACAGAGCUGAGGAAGGCCAUCGCAGGGCUGCUGUGCUGCUGCUGCCUCAGGGCAGGCCUCUGUCACCCUGAUGCCUUCGUGUCCAAGGAGACCAGCAGCACGGGGAGCACCAGGCACAACAGCCUGAAGAACAGUUUCAAUAAGGUCAGGAGUCUCAGUAUCAGCCCCCCGCCUGCACCCAAGGCCCCCAAGAAGAGCCGCCGCCUCAGCUCCACCACCAGCUGCCUGUCUGUGUCGAGCGGUUAGACCACAAUGGGCUGCCUGGAGCAGACGUAGCUGCGAGAGAGAGGUGUGUGUGUGUGUGUGGGUCUGUGUGUGUGUGGGUCUGUGUGCGUACGUUGGAAUUUAGAAAAAGCCCACUAGCCCGAGGCUAGCAUUUUUCUAAACGGGGUAGUAGAAAAUGUAUCUCAUUGGCACAGAUUCUGAACCCAAAUGUUACCCGGGCUAGUAGAAAUUGGCUAUCCAAGUGCCCAAAAUCCUUAAGUUCCAUCACUGUGUGUUACCAUAGAGGAUCCAGUUCAUCCAUUAUCUAGCUCCACCCAAAUAAGGCCUUGAUACAGCCAUGCUACAACCAUGAUACAACUAUGAAGAUACAGCCUAGAUACAGCCUUGAUACAACCAUGAUACAACCAUGAUACAGCCAUGAUACAACCAUGAUAAAACUAUGAAGAUACAGCUUUGUUACAGCCUAGAUACAGCCUUGAUACAAACAUGAUACAACCAUGAUACAGCCAUGAUACAACCAUGAUACAACUAUGAAGAUACAACCUUGAUACAGCCUAGAUACAACCAUGAUACAGCCUUGAUACAGCCUUGAUACAGCCUUGAUACCAUGAUACAACCAUGAUACAGCCAUGAUACAACCAUGAUACAACUAUGAAGAUAGAGCCUUAUUACAGCCUAGAUAAAGCCUUGAUACAACCACGAUACAGCCAUGAUGCAACCAUGAUACAACCAUGAUACAACUAUGACGAUACAGCCUUGAUAAAGCCUAGAUACAACUUUGAUACAGCCUUGAUACAGCCACGAUACAACCAUGAUACAGAAGAGUGAAGGCUGUCAGCAACGGGUGUGGCUGAAAUAGCCAAAUCCACUCAUUUUAAGGAGUGUCCACACACUGUUGUAUAUAUAGUGUAUGUAUUGUACAAAACUGUAGAGUUUUAUUCAUUUUUUGAUGGUCAGAGUACAUUUAUUUCAAAAUAGUUUUUCAUUGUAAGAAUAUACAUUUGUUGAAGGCUUUACUAUUGCUGUUCCUGUGUAGGAGAAUGAUAUUGCUGUUAUUUUGAAAAUGUAAAAUGUAUAAAUAAAUGUUUUGAAAUAA